CCUGUUCACUGUAGCGACAGGGGUGACGAGCUAGGUCUUGGGGGACAGGGGUGGCGAGCCCCCGGGAGGGGUGGAGCGCGGAGGAGGCCGCAGUCCCGCCUCCCGCGCCCCAGGGCCGGGUGCUACGUGCGCCCCUCUGGUCCCCUCCGGAGCGACAAGGGGAGCCAGCGAGUCCAGUGGUUAGCGAUGCUGCCGCGGUCGCUGCUGUCGCUGCUGCCACUGCUGCUGCUGCUGCUGCUGCUGCUGGGGGCACCGCGGGGCUGCGCCGAGGGCGCGGGGGCGACGCCCACCCCCGAGUGGGCCCUCGAGUGGCAGGGUAAAGGAAUAUUUAUUAUCCAAAGUGAGAGUCUCAAGAAAUGCAUUCAAGCUGGUAAAUCUGUACUGACCCUGGAGAGCUGCGAACAACCAGACAAGUACAUGUUGUGGAAAUGGGUCUCAAACCACCAUCUCUACAACAUAGGAGGCAGCGGUUGCCUGGGCCUGAAUUUGUCAAAUCCGGAGCAACCAUUAAGCUUAUAUGAAUGUGAUUCCACCCAUGUCUCCUUGGGGUGGCACUGUCAUAGGAAGAUGAUCACGGGCCCGCUCCGGUAUAUGGUCCAGGUGAAGCAGGACAACACAGUGGUGGCCUCCUGGACAUAUACCCAUAAGUGGAUUUCCUACCUGUCAGGUAGUGGAGACAUUUGUGAAUAUCUGCACAAAGAUUUGUAUACAAUCAAAGGAAAUGCGCACGGGAUGCCGUGUGUGUUUCCCUUCCAGUACAACCAUCAGUGGCAUCAUGCAUGUACCCGAGAAGGCCGUGAUGACGACUUACUGUGGUGUGCCACGACAAGCCGAUAUGAAAGAGAUGAAAAGUGGGGAUUUUGCCCAGAUCCCACUUCUGCAGAAGUGAGUUGUGAUGCUGUCUGGGAGAAGAGUCUCGAUUCACACAUUUGCUACCAAUUCAACCUGCUUUCGUCUCUUUCUUGGAGUGAGGCACAUUCUUCAUGCCAUAUGCAAGGAGGUGCUUUAUUGAGCAUUGCAGAUGAAACUGAAGAAAAUUUCAUAAGGAAGCACAUGAGUGGUGACACAGUGGAAGUGUGGAUAGGUCUGAACCAGCCGGAUGACAAGGCAGGCUGGCAGUGGUCUGAUGGGACUCCGCUCAGCUACCUUAACUGGAACCCAGAGAUAAAUUUUGAGCCCCUUGUUGAAUAUCCCUGUGGAACAUUCAAUUCAUUUAUGACAAGUGCCUGGAGGAGUCGGGAUUGUAAAUCCACCUUGCCGUAUAUAUGUAAAAAGUACCUAAACCACACUGAUCACGAAAUAGUUGAAGAAAAAGAUGCUUGGAAAUAUCAUGCUACACACUGUGAGCCUGGGUGGAACCCCUACAAUCGUAAUUGCUACAAACUUCAGAAGGAAGAAAAGACCUGGAAUGAGGCUUUGCGUUCUUGCCAGUCUGAUAACAGUACACUAAUAGACACCAUUUCAUUAGCAGAGGUGGAGUUUCUUGUAACCCUCCUUGGAGAUGAAAAUGCAUCAGAAACAUGGAUUGGUUUGAGCAGCAAUAAAAUUCCAGUUUCUUUUGAAUGGUCUAAUGGCUCUUCAGUCAUCUUUACCAAUUGGAAUACCCAUGAGCCACACAUUUUUCCAAAUAGAAGCCAGCUAUGUGUCUCAGCAGAACAUUCUGAGGGACACUGGAAAGUUAAAAAUUGUGAAGAAACACUUUUUUACAUUUGUGAAAAAACAGGCCGUGUCCCUUCUGACGCUGAAACAGGAUGUCAAGAGGGAUGGGAGAGACAUGGCAGAUUCUGUUACAAAAUUGACACAGUCCUUCGAAGCUUUGGCCAUGCUUCCAGUGGUUACUACUGUCCCCCUGCACUUGUAACCAUUGCAAACAGGUUUGAACAGGCUUUUAUUACCAGUUUGAUCAGUGGUGUGGUGAAAAUGAAGGACAGUUAUUUUUGGAUAGCUCUUCAAGACCAAAAUGAUACAGGAGAGUACACGUGGAAGACAGCAGGGCAGACGUCGGAGCAGGUGCGGUACACGCACUGGAACGCGCGCCAGCCCAGCUACAGUGGUGGCUGUGUUGCCAUGCGAGGAAGGUAUCCACUUGGUCGCUGGGAAGUAAAGGACUGCAGACACUUUAAGGCAAUGUCCGUGUGCAAACAGCCAGUUGAAACCCAGGAAAAAACUGAGCAUGAAGAGAGAUGGCCCUUUCACCCCUGCUAUUUGGACUGGGAAUCAGAGCCUGGUCUGGCCAGUUGCUUCAAGGUAUUUCAUAGUGAAAAAGUCCUGGGGAAAAGAACAUGGAGAGAAGCUGAAGCAUUUUGUGAAGAAUUUGGAGCUCAUCUUGCAAGCUUUGCCCAUAUCGAAGAAGAGAAUUUUGUGAAUGAUCUCUUACAUUCAAAAUUUAAUUGGACAGAAGAAAGGCAGUUCUGGAUUGGAUUUAAUAAAAGAAACCCACUGAGUGCUGGCUCCUGGGAGUGGUCUGACGGAACUCCUGUUGUCUCUUCAUUUUUAGACAAUAUUUAUUUGGAAGAAGAUGCAAGAAAUUGUGCCGUGUUUAAGGCAAACAAAACCUUGCUGCCCUUGCACUGUGAUUCCAAACGCGAGUGGAUAUGCAAAAUUCCAAGAGAUGUGAGACCCAAGAUUCCAUCCUGGUACCAGUAUGAUGCACCCUGGCUCUUCUAUCAGGACUCAGAAUACCUUUUUCACACCUAUGCCUCAGAAUGGUCUGCCUUUGAGUUUGUCUGUGGCUGGCUGCAGGGUGAUCUUCUCACAAUUCACUCUGCACACGAGCAGGAAUUCAUCUACAGCAAAAUAAAAAUGUUGUCCAAGUAUGGUGCAAACUGGUGGAUUGGACUCCAAGAAGAAAGAGCCAAUGAUGAAUUUCGCUGGAGAGAUGGAACACCGGUAAUAUACCAGAACUGGGACAAAGGGAAAGAAAUAUCUGGGAAUAAUCAGAGCCAGAGAUGUGGCUUCAUUUCUUCCAUAACAGGACUCUGGGGUAGUGAAGAGUGUUCAGUUUCUAUGCCAAGUAUCUGUAAGAGAAAGAAGAUUUGGGUCAUCGAGAAAGAGAACAACACACCAAAACAACAUGGAACGUGUCCCAAGGGAUGGCUAUAUUUUAACUAUAAGUGUCUUUUGGUGAAUAUCCCCAAAGACCCAAGCGAUCAGAAGAACUGGCCACGGGCUCGGGAUUUCUGUGUUGAAGCUGGAGGGACACUGGUGGCCAUUGAAAGUGAAGUGGAGCAAGCUUUCAUUACUAUGAAUCUUUUUGGCCAGACCACUAAUGUGUGGAUAGGGUUACAAAAUAGUAAUUAUGAAAAAUGGCUAAAUGGAAAGCCUGUGGCAUAUUCUAACUGGUCUCCAGUUGAUGUAAUAAAUAUUCCUAGUUAUAACACCACUGAAGUUCAAAAACACAUUCCUCUCUGUGUCUUGCUGUCAAGUAAUCCUAAUUUUCAUUUCACCGGAAAAUGGUAUUUUGAAGACUGUGGAAAAGAAGGUUAUGGGUUUGUCUGUGAAAAAAUGCAGGAUGCUUCUGGACAUGAUGUAAAUACAUCUGACAUGUAUCCAGUCCCCAAUACCUUAGAAUAUGGAAACAGAACUUACAAAAUAAUUCAUGCAAAUAUGACGUGGUAUGCAGCAAUAAAAACCUGCCUGGUGCAUGGAGCAGACCUGGUCAGCAUCGCAGACCAGUAUCACCAGUCCUUCCUCACCGUUGUCCUCAACCGGCUCGGACAUGCCCACUGGAUUGGACUGUUCACCACAGAUAAUGGUCUUAAUUUUGACUGGUCAGAUGGCACCAAAUCCUCUUUCACUUUUUGGAAAGAUGAGGCGUCAUCCUUCCUUGGCGACUGUGUUUAUGCCGACACCAGUGGACGCUGGCAUAGCACAGCCUGUGAGUCAUUCCUGCAAGGUGCCAUUUGUCAAGUGCCCACUGAAACAAGACAAUUUGAACACCCAGAGUUGUGCUCAGAAACAUCUAUUCCCUGGAUAAAAUUUAAACGGAAUUGCUACAGUUUUUCUACAGUCCUAGACAGUACGAGUUUUGAGGCUGCUUAUGAAUUUUGCAAAAGGGAAGGAUCUAAUCUUUUAACUAUCAAGGAUGAGACUGAAAAUGCAUUUCUCCUACAAGAGCUUUUUGCUUUUGGUUCUUCUGUCCAGAUGGUUUGGUUGAAUGCUCAAUUUGAUAGUAACAAUGAAACCAUAAAGUGGUUUGAUGGAACUCCCACAGACCAAUCAAACUGGGGCAUUCGGGAGCCAGCCAGGGACCACUUCAAGCCCCAUCAGUGUGUGGCCCUAAGCAUCCCUGAAGGAGUGUGGCAGCUUGCUCAUUUAAAAGAAAAACCUCACUUCGUUUUUUUUAAUUUAAUUUUAGAUAUUCACACUACAAAGGAGCAUCCGGGAAAAGGACCAAAUCACAGUGUGGUUCCUCUUGCAGUAGCACUGAUCCUGAUAAUAAUGCUGGCUAUUUUCACACUUUCUUUCUAUAUAUACAAGCAAAAUAGUGGCUUCUGCAGGAGACUUGCAGGGUUUCAGAGCCCUUACUAUCCUACAACCAACUUUAGUACAGUACAUUUGGAAGAAAACAUUCUCAUUUCUGAUCUUGAGAAGAAUGACCAGUAAUCAUGAAGUCAGAGAAUGCUACAGCCAGGAGGAUGAGUAAAGAAGAUGAAGCAUGGCUUCUACUUCCCGUUGUAGACCAGAUGCCGUUAGAAUGUGAAUUGGGUCCCUAUCUGAAUUAUUCUUGAUGUGAUUAAGAGUUUUUAAUUGUAACCAAAUUAGAUAGGUUUUGAUUUAGUCAUUUCCCUAAAUUGUGAUCCAUUCUUUAAAAGGGGAUAUUAUGCAGUGGUUCUUAUUCAGAAAGACAAGAACUAUUAAAAGAAAUUCCCUACUGAAAACUCUUAAACCAAUAUGAACAAUAGUUUUUGCUAAAAUUUUUUGGAAAUUUUAAAGCUAAUCUGUUACCUAUGCAAACAUUUACUGACCCUCCACUGAGAGAAAAGAAAAGCAAAAAAAAAUUGUUUUUAAAUCCAAAACUCAUAUUUAUAGGAGAGGAAUAGGAAAGUCUUCUGAAAUGUUUCUUGUUUGCUUAAUUCCAUUUUUAAUAGCAAGAUUUGGAAAAUACUACUUUCUAAGGUUAAGGGUCUGAGGCUCUGGGCUCUACACCAAUAUUUAGGAUGAUAUUUGCUUUUAUUAGGUCUGAGUUACCAAGCUAAAGGAGAAGAGAUGGCUUUCUUUGAAUACUAAUGACCUUGGUUAGCGACACGCUUUCAUAAGCAACCACCCAGUUUUGAUGAUGGGCCAUUAAACCUCCAAUCACUACAUGGUGACUAAGUUUGAUAUUUUAAAAUGUUUUACAGGUAAUCUUAAAGGAAUAUUUUGAGAUUUGAAUCCUGUUAAACUCAUGGACUUUAUGAAAAACUAAAGAUACUAAUAUAUGACACGCAAUCAGAAGAUAUAAAAUAUAACUUUAAUUUAAAGGGGAAAAAUUGAAGAUCUGAAUUAUAACUAGAGGAUAUGUUGAGAAGUACCCAAUGAAUUACAUUUCAGUAGUAAUAUAGAUACUUUUAUUACAGUAUAAAUGAGUUUAUUUUAGGUAUUUUAUUUAAUACACCCUGAUUUCUGGGAACCAUCUUCCUUUACAGCAUAUUGCACUAGUUAGUCCAGUUGGGAAACCAUAGUUGAACGUAUAACACUGUCUGUAAAUUUUUAAAAAUCACCUUCA
Molecule: messenger RNA, 5707 nt
Organism: Otolemur garnettii (small-eared galago)
Lineage: Eukaryota; Metazoa; Chordata; Mammalia; Primates; Galagidae
Gene: PLA2R1
Product: phospholipase A2 receptor 1
Exons: 30
Coding region: 187-4605 (1472 amino acids)
Cellular component (GO): plasma membrane; signaling receptor complex
Molecular function (GO): signaling receptor activity
Source: RefSeq, a predicted model, not a curated record